CACAAAACAUUUAUAUUAAUCAUCAUUCUUAAAUCAAAUUAAUUAAUGAAAUCAUUUUUAAAUCAGAUGAAAGAAUCGUAAAUACGGAACUGAAGAUCAAACAUCAAAUAUCGAAGUCGAAGACCACAGUUGAACCGAAGUGAGUGUAACUGCAUUCAAUUGAUAAACAGAAAACCCUAAACCCUAGUCCACUCACAUAGAAAUUAGAUAGCUCGAGCCUCGAGGCAUUGAUGAAUGAACUCAAUGCAAACAAUCCGGCGAGCAAUUGUAAUCGGUAACGGCUUCGCCGGCGCCGAAAAUCAGUGCAUUGGUUUGGUUCGAGCUCUGCGUCUCUCCGAUAAAUGCACUUUAUAUCGUGUUGGUAGACCGAGAGGAGGAAUCAAUGAAAAACUUCAUUGGUUGCCGGUUUCUGCUCACAAACAAUUAGAGCGCGUUGUUAAUUGGAUUAGUGAAAACCCAUUUCAAACAAAGAAAUUGGUGCCUUUUCCAGCUGAAUGGAGAGAUGUUUUGGAGGCAGAUGCAAGGCAGAUUGCGAAAGUCGCUCGGGACUCGUUUGAGAGGGAUGGUCCCAUCUUGGUGGUUGCAUCAGGUCGUGAUACAGUUGCUGUUGCAAGUUCCAUUAAGAAGUUGGUCCCAGACAAUGUUUUUCUUGUUCAGAUACAGCAUCCACGGUCUCGUCUGAGCAGAUUUGAUCUAGUGAUAGCACCUAGCCAUGACUAUUAUCCCUUAACACCAGAGGCGCAGAAGCAAAUCCCUUGGUUUCUACGAAGGUGGGUAACACCUCGAAAGCCACCUGAUAAACGUGUGGUCCUUACAGUGGGAGCUCUGCACCAGGCUGAUUCUGCUGCUUUGAGAAGUGCGGCUUCUGUUUGGCAUGAUGAGAUGGCUCCGUUGCCUAAACCCUUACUCGUUGUUUCCAUUGGAGGGCCUACAAGGCAUUGCAGAUAUGGUGCAGAUCUUGCAAUGCAGCUGACAGCCUCGUUGAAGAAUGUUCUUCCAACUUGUGGGACCCUCAGAAUAUCGUUUUCUCGUCGAACCCCCAAGAUCGUAUCAGACAUUCUAGUGGCUGAACUCUCAGACCAUCCUAAGGUCUACAUUUGGAAUAAUGAAGAUCCAAAUCCACACAUGGGACAUCUAGCUUGGGCAGAUGCUUUUGUCAUCACAGCUGAUUCAGUAAGCAUGUUGAGUGAGGCAUGCAGCACAGGGAAGCCUGUUUAUGUAAUUGGAGCCGAGCGGUGUACAUGGAAAUUUGCACAUUUUCUCAAAUCCCUGCAAUGUAGAGGAGCAGUUCGACCUUUCACUGGUGAAGAAAAUAUUUCAGAAAAGUGGCAGUAUUCGCCACUAGGUGAUACCGAGAAGGCAGCUGAUGAAGUGAUCAAGGCACUUGCAGAACGUGGGUGGAGAUUGCCUGCACAAUGAGUUUGCAAACAAUGAUACGAGGUGAAUGAUUUGUUAAAAGCAUGACGGCGAGCUGAUAAAUGCACACGAUGACAUGAAUUUCUCUACGAAUAAUUGUUUUUCGCUGUCAUAUUGACUAUUUAAAUUAUUGCAUCAGCUUGUCUUAUUUUUUAUGGCGUUCCAAUGUUUGUUCAGACUUCAGACAAUAUAUAUAUGUCUAUUGCCUUUUUCAUGAAGAAGCUCAAAA
This is a messenger RNA of Erythranthe guttata (spotted monkey flower), 1645 nucleotides long. RefSeq names its product mitochondrial fission protein ELM1. Lineage: Eukaryota; Viridiplantae; Streptophyta; Magnoliopsida; Lamiales; Phrymaceae. The record is from RefSeq and is a predicted model, not a curated record. Gene Ontology annotation, cellular component: mitochondrial outer membrane. Gene Ontology annotation, biological process: mitochondrial fission.